Molecule: messenger RNA, 1612 nt
Organism: Cuculus canorus (common cuckoo)
Lineage: Eukaryota; Metazoa; Chordata; Aves; Cuculiformes; Cuculidae
Gene: RCCD1
Product: RCC1 domain containing 1
Exons: 8
Coding region: 12-1133 (373 amino acids)
Source: RefSeq, a predicted model, not a curated record
CCCGCCCCGCCAUGGCGGGUGUGCGACGCGCCUGGUUCGCCCUGGGGUUCAGCACGGAGGAGGCGGCGGGGCAGGGGGAGCCCGAGCCAGGCCCGCGGCGGCUGGAGCCGGGCCCCGGGGGGAUCCGCCGCCUCUGGCCCGCCUGGAGCUACGUGGUCGUGGAGACCGGGGCGGGCCUGGAGGUGCGGAGCGCGGGGCUGCGGCAGCCGCUGCCGGGCUGGGCCGAGGCGCUGCCCUCGGAGACUCACGUGGUGCUGCGGGGCGCGGGCUCGGCGGGCGUUUGGGCGCGGGCGGCGCUGCGGGGCGGCCUGCGGGACCCCCCGGCCUGGAGCGCGGCGCUGCCGCCGGGACCCCCGCGCCCUCUGCCGCUGCUGCCCGGCGGCUUCGCCACCCCGCGGCCGCCCUUCUUCACCGCGCUGCCCGCGGGGCUGCGCGCUCGGCAGCUCGCCCUGGGCAACGAGCACGUCCUGCUGCUGGCGGCCGGCGGGGAGGUGUUCGCCUGGGGCAGCAGCAGGCACGGGCAGCUUGGUCACGGGACGCUGGAGUCAGAGCUGGAGCCGCGGCUGGUGGAGGCUCUGGCCGGAGUGCCCCUGCAGGCGGUGGCAGCUGGCGGGUGGCAUUCAGCCAGCGUUAGUGAGGGAGGAGACCUCUACAUGUGGGGCUGGAACGAGUCAGGGCAGCUGGCUCUGCCCUCCAAAGCGCUGGCGGAAGAGCGGGCACAGGCGGAGGACAUGGGUGCAGGGGACACAAUGCUGACACCCCACGAGGAGCAGCCGGCCGCCGAGCCUGCUGCGUUCAUUACCAUCCAGGCAUUCCCAGCACUGCUGGAUCUGCCACAGGACCUGGAGGUCAGCAGAGUCAGCUGCGGGUCCCGGCACACGGCCGUCAUCACACGCCGAGCCCGGCAGCUGGCCAUGCUGCACUGUGGGCGCUGGCAGAUGGGUGCUGUCUCAUUCGCAGGAGGCGGCGAGCUCUACACCUGGGGCUGGGGUAAAUACGGGCAGCUGGGGCAUGAGGACGAUGCCAGCUCUGACCAGCCACGCCGUGUCCAGUUCCUGGUGACCGAGGGGCUGUGGGCAGAGGAGGUGGUGUGUGGGCCCUGGACCACCUACGUCUGUGUGCUGGAGCCAUGAGGACCCCACUGCUAUGGCAAGGAAGAUGAGAAAGCUCCACUCCAGCCCUAUGGCGGGUGAAGGUGGUACAGCUGCCACUGCUCCGACACAUAUGCCAUAAACUGCUGCCCCUUCACCAGGAACAUCCCCUCGUGCUCCUGCUCCCAGGCUUGGAUCCGGCUUUCCAGCUCCUCCUGCAGCUGAUGAGGACACGAGGGCAGUGUAGAGAGGCUGCCCUCCCCAGUGCAGGCAUCCCCGUGCCCAGAGAUUCCCCUUGCUGGCUCCGAGGGCUGUGCAGCUCCUCAGCCAACGCCAAGCAGGCCUCUUGGCACUACAGCUUCUCCAGGGCUGAGCUUACCUUGGAAAGCACCUUCUGCAGCUUUGCUCGCUGCUUCUCUUCUUUCAGCAGGUUCCCCCCACGGUUGGUGAAGCGACUGGGGUCGGUUGCUUUCCUCUGGGACAGAAAGGAGUUCAGGAGAAAAUCAAACACAUGGUAGUUU